Lotus japonicus is the source of this 3292-nucleotide messenger RNA. RefSeq names its product G-type lectin S-receptor-like serine/threonine-protein kinase At1g11330. Gene Ontology annotation, molecular function: protein serine/threonine kinase activity; ATP binding. Bases 559 to 3003 code for a protein of 814 amino acids. The transcript is spliced from 7 exons. NCBI's taxonomy places the organism in Eukaryota, Viridiplantae, Streptophyta, Magnoliopsida, Fabales, Fabaceae. The record is from RefSeq and is a predicted model, not a curated record. Gene Ontology annotation, biological process: protein phosphorylation; recognition of pollen.
GACUUUGAAUACAUGUUAUUUAAACUUAUCAGCUAUCCUACCUCAUCACAAAUUGACAAGUUCUUCUUAGAAAUAUAAUAAUUCCUGAGUCUUUUACCUAUUAUUUGGUUUUGGGAUAAUUGGUUCAUGACUUGUAUUAGAGUCUCUAUGACUAAGUGGUUUAGAGUUAUUCUUGUUGCCACCAUUAUUCUAAUAAAAAGUUAAAUUUCAACAAGUCAUAAGUAGACCUAUGCAUUAUCUACGCUUCAAGCCCAAGUGGAAGUCUUUUACCCAAAAGCUUAAACUUUUAGAAUAAUUGGUACAUCUACUUAGAAACAGCUUAACUUGCUUCCCAAACAAGAAUAAGGUUUGUGCAAAAAUAGACAUUCCUUUGUUAUCAGCAAAAUGAUAUUCAGAACUCAAAAAGAUAAUUGGGAGGCAGGGCUGAGAGUGCUGUCAAACCAUUUUGGAAAAUAAUGAAGGGUGGCAUGUGUCAAAACUAAGAUAAAGAUCAUACUAGUGAAGGGUAAAAUCUGCCAAAAUCUCCAAACCAAACAACAAAAUCAAAUUCAUCUCAUCAUGUGGUUCAGUCAGUUUAAGUUCAUAGAGAUACCCAUUUAUCUAGUACUUUUCUGUUUGUGCAUUCAUGUCGGCACUUCCCUAGACACCAUCACAUCAUCCUAUGUCCUCAAGGACCCUGAAACUUUAAGCUCCAGUAACGGUUUCUUUCACUUUGGAUUCUUCACCCCUGAAAACUCAACCUUUUACUACCUGGGAAUAUGGUGCAUGUCUAAACCCCCUGUGGUGUGGGUAGCUAAUAGAAACCAACCACUGAAUGAUUCUUCUGGGACAGUCAAAAUAUUCGAGGGUGGAAAUCUUGUUCUGGUGAAUGGACAGCAAGAAGUUCUCUGGUCAACAAAUGUGUCCAAUAAUGCAUUGACUACAAUGGCUAGGCUACUAAACACUGGCAACCUUGUACUGCAAGAAAGAACUACAGGAAGGAGGGUGUGGCAGAGUUUUGAGCACCCUUGUGAUACAUUGUUGGAGAAAAUGAAGCUUUAUUCAGAUAAAACUAGAAUGAAAGUCACCUCAUGGAAAAGUCCUCAGGAUCCAUCCAUUGGAAACUUCUCUAUGGGUCCUGAACGCCUAGAAAUCCCUGAAGUUUUCACCUGGAGAGGAAAUAAACCAUAUUGGCGAAGUGGUCCGUGGAACGGUCAAACCUUUCUUGGAAUACCUGACAUGGAAAAUAAUUACCUUGAUGGAUUUAAGUUGGGUCUGCCAGAUGAUGGGGAUGGCAGUUAUUAUGUCACUUAUACCUAUUCAAACCAGUCUAAGUUGACAACAUAUGUGUUGGAUUAUCAAGGAACCACAUACAAAUUUGACUGGGAUUUUGCAAAGAGAAAUUGGUUUAUCGAAUGGUCAGUUCCAAAAUCCGAGUGUGAUGUUUAUGGCACAUGUGGAGUGUUUGGAAGCUGCAAUCCUAGAAGUUCACCUAUCUGCAGCUGUUUGACAGGAUAUGAGCCAAGAGAUCCAGAGGAAUGGGAUAGACAAAACUGGACCGGUGGAUGUGUUAGGAAGGAACCUUUGAAGUGUGAGAGAGUAACAAAUGGGAGUGAAGCUGGAAACAAGGAUGAUGGGUUUGUGAAGCUCCGGAACACCAAAGUUCCAGACUUUGUCCAGCGGUCUUCUACUUUUUAUGAUGUUUGCAGAACUCAGUGCUUGCAAAACUGCUCUUGUUUAGCAUAUGCGUUUGAUGCUGGCAUCGGUUGUAUGAUAUGGAUUUCAGACUUAAUUGACAUACAAAGGUUCUCAACUGAAGGAACUGAUCUUUACAUCAGGGUUCCCUAUUCAGAACUUGAUGAAAAUAAGAAGAAUGUAACAGCUAUUAUCGCAGUUACAGCGAUAAUAGGAACAAUUCUAAUUGUGGCAUGUGGAUAUGUCUUGAGGAAAAGGACUAGAAAAGCAGAGAAAAGAAAUCUGACAAUUCAGAGCAAAAGCCAUGUAAAUGCCUUGAGUAAAGAGUUUAGAUUCCCGGACCUUUCCCAAUUUGUGUUUGAAGAUCUUUCUACUGCAACAAACAACUUUCACUCAGAUAAUAAGCUUGGGCAAGGUGGUUUUGGACCAGUUUACAAGGGUAUAUUGGAAGAUGGACAGGAAGUAGCAGUUAAAAGACUUUCAACAACAUCUAGACAAGGGCUAGAAGAAUUUAUGAAUGAGGUUGUGGUAAUAUCAAAGCUUCAACAUCGUAACCUUGUCAGACUUUUUGGAUGUUGUGUGGAAGGAGACGAAAAGAUUUUGAUCUAUGAGUACAUGCCAAACAUAAGUUUGGAUGCAUAUAUGUUUGGUCCUCAUAAAAAGGGAAUAAGUUGGGAAAAACGUUUUAAUAUAAUUGAAGGAAUUGCUCGGGGUCUACUUUACCUUCAUAGAGACUCUAGGCUAAGAAUUAUCCAUAGAGACCUGAAGUUAAGUAAUGUAUUGUUGGAUGAAGAGCUGAAUCCAAAAAUAUCAGACUUUGGUAUGGCAAGGAUUUUUGGUUGCGGUGUAGAUCAGGCCAGCACUGAAAGGGUUGUUGGAACAUAUGGUUAUAUGUCCCCAGAAUACGCCACGCAAGGGCUAUUUUCAGAGAAGUCUGAUGUCUUCAGCUUUGGUGUUUUACUGCUUGAGAUUGUCAGCAGGAGAAAAAAUAGCAGUUUUUCUAAGGAUGCUGAAUCUUUGAGCCUUUUAGGAUUUGCAUGGAAGCUGUGGAAUGAUGACAACAAUGCAUCUCUAAUUGAUCCAGAAAUAUCAAAUUCUAGCUCUCAUGCAGAUAUUAUUAGAUGCAUCCAUAUUGGCCUUUUGUGUGUACAAGAACUUGCAAGAGACAGGCCAACAAUGACUACUGUAGUUUCAAUGCUAAGCAAUGAGACUGUUAAUCUUCCAACCCCAGGGUACCCCGCAUUCGUUGAUUUCAUUCAAAGGCAGACUAAGGUGAAUGGAGAGGGCUCCAUCAAUUUUGUGAGUGUAACAAAUCCCCAAGGAAGAUAGGCCAUAGUGUUGUUAUACAACAAUAACAAAACCCUUAUCCUACUGAGUGAGGUCUGUUACAUGGAUCAAAUUUAGGCUACAUCAAAUGUUGUCAGAAAAUAAACCAAAUUUAAAAUGUUAUACACAAUUAUAUAUAGGCUACAUCUAAAACGCUUUGCCUGCAGCUGAUGAGUAUGCAGCCUUUGAAAAGCAUUUCCAAAAGGCAGGAAUGGACAAUGCUUAAUGUAAUCCUGGAAUUGUGAAACUGUUGGAUAUCAUAAUCACUAUUCUAGGAACAACAUUUAUUUAA